Molecule: messenger RNA, 1178 nt
Organism: Oppiella nova
Lineage: Eukaryota; Metazoa; Arthropoda; Arachnida; Sarcoptiformes; Oppiidae
Source: the annotation of a GenBank genome assembly
CUGCUAAGAUGAAGGGUGUGGUGAAGGAGGCGGACAAUGUGUUUGUGGUGAUGACAGACAAGUACCGGAUCUCGAGGAAUAUAAGAGCGAACUGGUAUUUCGAGCGCAUCCACUCUCAUCUGUCAUUGCAGGCCAACCACUCACUCGAGAGUCUCAACAAUGAGAUCGAUUUGGUGUCCAUUCUUCCGGUCAAUUACCAGCACUACCACGACUUGGGAUCAGAUUCGCAAUACUCGGGCCAAUACUUGAUGACAACGACCACUAAAGUGACGUUUUUCUCGAGAAGAUAUCGGUUGGCGUUUGUCCUCGACUUGAGUCCUUCCAUCUCAUCAGUGGACAUUCAAAGGAGUAGAAUAUUAUUGGACGAAGUCUUCACAUCAAUGGCCGCCUGUUUGCGAGGACUCGUCCAACCCUUUUACAUCCCGGGGUCUCAACUGCUGUUCGCACCCAAACUCUUCGUGACUGUCAUCGCAUACAUACCUUUCUAUAGCUGUGAUAGCCAUCAGGUGUUGGCUCAGGGAUGGGAACUAACGCACGACAAUAUCGAGUCAUUUCUGACACAUUUGCGCUCAAAUCUGUCGGAUAUAAUCGCUUCGGUGUCGGAAAUAUCGGCAAAAGCUAAGGACGAGCGCGACGAAGAGGAACAGUCAGAAUCGGAUGCAUUGAUUGGUUCGCUGUUUGAUGAGAAGGAGACAAAGAGUCGAUCUGUUCCUACAUUGUUGGCCACUCCCGACAUAUCGAUGGUUAAUAUGUUGAGGUUUGGGUUAUUAGCCCUUCAGCUCCUGCCCGACAACAGUAGCCCCGGAAUAGUGAUCGUAACGGACGGCAUGUUUAGUCUGCCGAACGCCAACACAUUGGAGUCGGCACUGACCCAACUCAGGCACCGCACCAUUUCCUGUUCAUUCAUCCAAACGGGUAGUUCAGCGCAUCCACACUCAGCCCUGGGGUUCAUCCCCUACACCGACCUCAUGAAGUUCAUAUCGACCGCCACUUUCGGGGCCUAUUUGUCCGCUUGUCCUCAACUCACGCCAGCCGAUGGCGAUGGAAAGCAUGCCUUCAAUCUAUAUCACAGAGCAUUCUUCGCCUGGAAUUUUCAAAGAGGUUUGUUUGGCUUCAGAGCUGACAUUAACUACAAACAAAUGGCAAACAAUUCCGCGCGUGAAUGGGCUGUUGAGUGA